GGACACGCUGUUAAUAAAAACUAACGCCACAUCCUUAAGCGAGUCGGUGACCGUUACGACGCGCUCGAUAUGAUGGCUGUUGUUGUGUUAUUGUGUGUAGCUUAGCACGUUUAGUUGGUGAUAAAGUGUGAUUUAACAACGCUUUUACAUCAAUGAAACCGUUGGACUCGGACGAAGAGGAUUCGGACCAGCUGGAGGCGAAACAGAGGGAGCUGCGGCAGCGAGCCAACUGGAGCCUCCAGCAGCUGAGCAGUGCUCUGGAGCAGCUGAACUCUGAUGGAGGCGAUGGCAACCUCUUCACGACUCUGUCCGAAGAGGACAAAGCUGCAUGGAGCCACAAGACGCAGAGUGAAGCAGUUAAUCAGCUGAAGAGUCUUCUACUGAAGCAGUGCGGAGAAAUCCCCCCUCCUCUCUCUUCUGCUGAGAAACAGUCUCCAUCCAAGAGAGUGCAGCAAGAGGCCAGGUCCAGUUUACCUGCCUUUCAGGAUUUGGUCCCAAUGAUUCACAACCAGUCGGAGUACAUCCAACACCUGGAAGCCGAGGUCAAACUCUGCAAGGAAGAGCUGCAGGGCAUGAAACAGCGGAUCAGAGUUGUGGUGGUGGAAAACGAGAAACUGCAUUCAGAGCUCAAAUCCAAAGCUGUGGAGGAAUCUUUAAGAGAUUACACGAUCCGAAACUCCACGGUGAAUGAAAGUAUGGCCCACAGCCACAUAACCUCCAAUACAGACCACAGUGUGCUGCAGAGAGCAGAACACAACACAUGGAAAAAUGAGCUAGAACAGUUGAAAGUGAUCUACCAGACCCAGAUUGAAAGCUUGGAAGCUCAGGUCGUCUCUCUCAGGAAGGAUCUGUCGGUCAGUCAGAAGGAGUGUGAGGAGGUGAAGGUUCGUCUGAGGCACAGAGAGAAACAGGCUGCAGAUGCACUGAGGGCUGAUGGAGCUCCCCGUGUGGCCGGAUUGUGUCUGAAGUGUGCACAACAUGAAGCUGUGUUGGCUGGAACUCACACAAACCUGCAUGUCCAGGCUAUUGACAGGCUCACAAAAGAGCGUGAUGAGUUACUGGUGGCUCUGUGUGCUGUGAGAGCAAGUCAACAAGAGGCUCAACAGAGGGAGUGGUCAGCCUGUCUUCAGGUCAAACAGGCUGUGGAGAUGGCGGAAGAAGCAAAUCUGCAUAAAGCCAGGGUGGAAGUGCAGUGUGGGCAGUUAUCCAGGGAGCUGGCCCGCCAGAGGGAACAGCUAGACCGAGAAGCUCUCGCGAUGCACGAGAGACUAGCUGAAGCCAGAGAAGAGGGCCGGGCUGAGUCUCGGAAACAAAAGGAGGAGCUAGCACAAACAGUGUCUAGCCUCUCCCAGCGUGUAGCUGAGUUGGAAGGACAGCUGGACAGAGCUCACAGAGACAAGACUUCACUGACCAAUCAGCUGGAAGACACUCUCCACAAACUCACCAGUCAGGAGCAAGACAAUACCCAGGUGUGUGUGGACCUGAGAUAUCAGCUCAGCCAGGCCAAACUGAAGAAAGAGGAGGCAGAAAGAGAUCUCAGAGAGCUGAAAGCCAAGACCAGUAGACAGAUGGAAAAGGCUGCACAGGAAGUGGAAAGGCUGAGCUCAGAGCUGGUUGGCUGUCGGCAGCAUCUGGAGGCGGUCCAAAAGGACGGGAGCCAAUGGCAGGCCGAAGCCCUGAGCCUAGCAGAACAGCUGGCAAAUGCCCAGCGCCAACUGCACCUCACCAGACAGGACAGAGAGAACGCAGAACGGGCUCACAAGGAGGAAAUGGCGUCCGUGACACUUUCAACGCGGGAAAGAGAACGAGAGCUGACUGUGACGCUGCAGCAAACCGAGGCUCGACAUCAGCAGAGAGUUGGAGAGUUGGAUGAUCUCCUGAGUUCCCAGAAUUCCCUGAUCAGGAAGCUGAAGGAGGAGUGCUGCAAACUGGGGUCCAAACUGGAGGAGCGGACAGAAAACAGCAGAAGUGAGCUGGAACAGCUGGCGUUGGAGAAGCACCACUUGGAGGAGACUGUGAAGAGUCUGAGAACUCGCUGCUCCAACAUGGAGGAACAGUGCGUCCAACACGGCCGCAUGCACCAACGCAUGAAGGACAGGCUGCAGCAGUUGGACCGUCACUGUCAGAGCAGCGCCCAGCAGGUGUGUGAGCUGCUGGUCAAACAGAACCAGCUGAUGCAGGAGAGAAACACACUCAGCGAGGAGAUGCAGAACCUACGCACAGAGCUGCCGAACACUUUGUCCACAUGAGCGAGUCUGUCCGGACCGUUUGCUCCGCUUCAUCCUGUGGAUCCGGACGUUUCGUUACACAGAACACAAACUCUUAUUUAUGGUUUCGUAUCGAGGACUUUGCUCAGGGAGACGAGGACAUUUUUGUGUGGAUGUAGUGUUUAACUGAUUUGUUUUAUUAGAAAUCGAGGAGACUGAUUUAGAAUUUGAAGUAAAAAUGAAAAGCUUGAGGUCAAAAUCGAGAACAUCUCAAACUCCAGUGCCAAACUUUGGUGCAUAAUUAAGGGGAUUUUUCAACAUUUAUCCCUCAGUGUUGACAGGCGGUUACUUCCAACCAAUCAGAGCAUCAGCAUCAGAGUCAAAGUAGAUUAUUUUUCAGAAUUUCAUUGCGAGUCACUUUUUAAAAAAUAACUGAUUAUCGGAGGUGAAAAUAAUCAGUUGACCCCUACAUUUAAAUGUUUACACUUUUUAUCUUAAAUGUGGUACAAUUGUUGAUGUGUUGACUUGUUAGAAUGCUGUGUCAGGAUUUUCUUUUUUAUACCUUCAUAAUUUUUUUUUACAUUAAUACAUAAAACAUCUGAUGCACCAAUAUGAACUUUUGGAACAAUGACUAUUUUCUUACUAAUUUUCAAGCAGUAAGUUUCUGUAUUAUCUUUCUUUUUAUUACCUUUCCUUGACAGCUGGUCGAUAGAAAGUUUGUGAGGAAAGCGAGCGUCGGUGCUCAGACCCUGCAGUCAUGUAACACGCUGCCUGAGCCUCACCUUAUUUCAUGUGUUUUUACAGGAAAAACUCUGAAGAAUAUUUCUGCCUUCUUGUUUAAUUUUUGAACCCUUAAUGUGAGCUGAGAGUUCAGACGGUUCUAAAGCGAACAGAGAGUCGACACGGUGGCAGCAGAUUGACAUAGUGCUUUAUUGAAGCUGUCUGUAAGAAGGAAAAUAAUGUGCAUCCCUAUCAUAUACAUUUUAUGUGUAAAAAUACUAAGGAUGUACAGUGUAAAAAAACAGCUUCAUGUUGAUGGUAAUUGUUGUUUUCACAUCCUCGCGGCCUCACUGGCCAACAGCACUGCAUCCUGACAGCAUGAAGACAGAAAAAGCCUGUUUGAUCUGCUUUUCUGUGAAUCUUUCUGGAUCCGCUGAGUUUCCCGACACUGUCUCAGAGUCAACACGGCCUCUGCUCCUCCGACACGUCGGGGAAACAUGUCUCACACAACUGUAGAGCUACAGUAGACGGACGCGGCGUUAAAACCCAGUUAUACUUUGUAAUAUUUGCACGUUUGCUGUUUUUUUUGUUUGCUGUUUAUAAAUAAAUGCAUCUCAUGCUUGUUUAUGUUAAUAA
This is a messenger RNA of Acanthochromis polyacanthus (spiny chromis), 3563 nucleotides long. RefSeq names its product SHH signaling and ciliogenesis regulator sdccag8 (gene sdccag8). Lineage: Eukaryota; Metazoa; Chordata; Actinopteri; Pomacentridae. The transcript has 18 exons. Gene Ontology annotation, biological process: establishment of cell polarity; neuron migration; tube formation. The record is from RefSeq and is a predicted model, not a curated record. Bases 153 to 2249 code for a protein of 698 amino acids. Gene Ontology annotation, cellular component: centriole; centrosome.